AUGGCGUCGUCCCGUUUUUAAUAAAUAUUUCAUUCAUUGGUAAAACUGCUAAAAAUUAAUGUUUUAAUGGUGUUUUCAAGUGAAAUUAUUAAUAUAAGUAGGACUAGAAAGACAGUUUAGUAGUGCUUAAUAAUAAAACCCUUUAAAAUAUCGAUAAAAAUAGAUAGAUAAAAUGUCGGAAGCAGGAGACGUCCAGCAGCCCUCCAGCCCUGCGGAAAGGGACAAGGCCCCUUCGAGGGUCCUAAUUUCCGAAACCGAAAUAGCAGCCUUGACCCCCACAGAAUGGGUCAACCGUUGGCACCAGCAGGACUCCUACAUCAUUACAUUGGAAAGGAAACUGGCUCUUCAAGAAGGGGAUCUACAUGAUUUACGACAGACAAACGAACGAGUUCGUAAUCAAUUACACGAGGGACAGCAAAGGGAAAAGUUACUUGUGAGGCGGUUGACCGCCAAAGAACAGGAAACUCAAGAUUAUGUGUGUCAGCUAAACGAACUUAAAAACUCCCAAGCCCCAACAAUCCCUUCAUUGCGCUCAGCAAUGUUAGAUCCAGCAGUAAACAGCAUACUGCAACAAUUACGUCUCGAGCUGCAAGAAACUAAAACUAAACUAGAAAACAUACAAAACGAGCUCUCAGCUUGGAAAUUCACCCCUGACAGUAAUACAGGUAAAAGACUCAUGGCCAAAUGCCGCCUCUUAUACCAAGAAAACGAAGAACUAGGCAAAAUCACAAGCUCAGGUCGCAUAGCCAAACUAGAAAGUGAUUUGGCUUUGCAAAAAAGCUUUUCAGAAGAAGUGCGCCAAUCCCAAAAUGAAUUGGACUCAUUCUUAGCCGACUUAGACGAAGACGUAGAAGGCAUGCAAAGUACAAUCUUAUUUCUACAAACUGAACUAAAACGGUCAAAAGAUUUCGCUCAGACUUUACAAAAAGAAAACGCUGUGUUGAAAAUUUGCAACAGCAGGACCAAUGGUGAAAAUAGUGGUGUUUGUGAAACAGAAAAUUCGGAAAUUGAUAUUGAUAGGACGCACGCGAAACGAGUUAGAAGGUCUUCAGUGUUAAGUCUAGACUUUAAUGAAGAUGAUGCGCUAGUGAUAGGUAGUAAUGGAGAUGUUGCCAUGUCUUCGGAUAUUGAAUAAAAAUGCUACUGGGGUAUUAAAGUGGAAGUGACUUAUAUAAACUGAGAAAAACAGUAUGUUUCAAUUUUUGUACAUAUUAUUAUUGAUACGGUAAUAGUUAUUUUAGUUAGGAAACUUAUGAACAAAAAAAUAAAAUAAAAAUCCCUGGUUUUUUUUUAAUGUAAUUAAUUGUGAUUUUUAAAUUUUUUCUGAAGCUUGUUUCUACAGGAAAAAAUAAAGUAUUUACUGAUUGAGUCCACGUUGCCUUCUACGAUCUUCUAUGUUUUUAGCUAAAGAAACGAUUUUACAUCCACAUUGUUGAUUGAAUUUGAAAACAGUUGAUUUUGUAAAAAAAAAUAUAAUGAUUAUUA
Molecule: messenger RNA, 1485 nt
Organism: Ceutorhynchus assimilis (cabbage seed weevil)
Lineage: Eukaryota; Metazoa; Arthropoda; Insecta; Coleoptera; Curculionidae
Source: the annotation of a GenBank genome assembly